AUGAACAACAAUCUAACAACUAAUGCCGCUGGCUCCACAACACCCGGCUCGACGACCAGCAAUGUUGAAGAAAAUGUUUCAUUGCUUUCCGAGAUCUCCGAUAUUAUGCGUAGCUUUGGUGACAGUGAUCAACCGCGUAUGGAAAGUGUAAAGCUGGUGGAACAUAUCCUACAACAACAGCUGCGUGGAAUGUUCAACGAAGCCUCUUUGGUAGCAAUGAAACGUAAAAAUAAUCCAUGUCCCUCACAGGCCGAUUUUGAAUUCUUAAUGCGCAACCAUCCGGUGAAAAUUGCCCGAAUGCGUAAACAUUUAAAGGAUAUGAGAAUUCUUAAGAAAUUCCUAAGUAUACGUACCGGCAGGCCACAAGAUUUUAUGGAAGAUUUAGAUCAACAGGAUUCCGAUGAAGAACUGGGCAUUGAUGUUCCCGAAAUGUAUGAUGAAGAUCGAACUCGAAGACUUUUCCGGGCGGAUCGCAUAUCACAGAUAUUAAGUGGUCAGCAAUAUUUGGAAUUUAAUGAGGCACGCAAAACAUCAUUCUAUUGUCGUCAUGGUGAGAAAAUUAAAAAUAAAUUUCGUCGUUUCCUAGACCUGCCAGCGGAUUUGAGAAUACCCACUACCACAAUGAAUAUUUUGGCAUAUUUUGCCCAUGAAACAAUUGCGGUUAUUGUUGAUUAUGCCAUAUUGACGCGUUUAAAUUCAUCUAAUCGUAUUACAGAGCCAUUUAGUCGUGUCACUUCCACGGGGGCCUCACCAGCAAUGAUGCAUAUUUGUCCCGAGGUAACACAAGGUCGUGGUAUGGAAGUCGUCAAACCAAUAAGUGUACAGGAGAUUCAUGAGGGCAUUCGGCGUUUUCGUCAAAUGACCAGCAAAAAAGUGGGUUUCUAUCGAAGUACUUGCGAUACGGAUUUUCGACGUUCCUUUUUGGCAUUGUAAGGUGGUGUGGUCC
Messenger RNA from Musca vetustissima, 946 nucleotides. RefSeq names its product transcription initiation protein SPT3 homolog (gene Spt3). Bases 1 to 933 code for a protein of 310 amino acids. The record is from RefSeq and is a predicted model, not a curated record. NCBI's taxonomy places the organism in Eukaryota, Metazoa, Arthropoda, Insecta, Diptera, Muscidae. Gene Ontology annotation, biological process: transcription by RNA polymerase II. The transcript has a single exon. Gene Ontology annotation, molecular function: protein heterodimerization activity; transcription coactivator activity.